This is a messenger RNA of Pezoporus flaviventris, 4183 nucleotides long. It is a transcript of the gene TTC21B, whose product is annotated as tetratricopeptide repeat domain 21B. The transcript has 29 exons. Gene Ontology annotation, biological process: protein localization to cilium; intraciliary retrograde transport. Lineage: Eukaryota; Metazoa; Chordata; Aves; Psittaciformes; Psittacidae. The record is from RefSeq and is a predicted model, not a curated record. The coding region runs from base 59 to 4009 and encodes 1316 amino acids. Gene Ontology annotation, molecular function: identical protein binding. Gene Ontology annotation, cellular component: intraciliary transport particle A.
CUCUUCCUCACCCCUUCAAGGGUCUCCCCCGCGACUACGGCGGCGCUGCGUAGCAACGAUGGACGUGGAGGUGCAGCAGGCGCUGCUCAGUUAUUACUGCCGAGAAGGCUACUUCCACCACGUCCGGGCUGCGGCGGAGGAGGCGCUGGGGCGGCUGGGCAGCGAUCCGGUGUUGCUUUUCUACCGAGCCUACGGCGCCCUGAGGGAAGGUGACAUCCAAGAGGGCAUUCGACAGUUGGAGUCUAUUAAAAACAAACAGGAGGUGUCACUUUGUACAAUGAUGGCUCUGAUUUAUGCCCAUAAGAAGAGCCCUAAGCCAGAUCGUGAUGCUAUUCUAGAAUUGGAUGCAAAACUGAAGGAGCAACGUAGAACAGCAGGACAGCAGGCUCUGUACUUUGCUGGUGUAUUUUUGUGGCAUCUUGGUCGUGAGGACAAAGCCCGUGAAUAUGUUGAUAGAAUGAUAAAAGUUUCUGGUGGUGGUAAAGAGGGGUUGAUUUUGAAAGGAUGGCUUGAUCUCACCUGUGGAAAAGAAAGUCACAUUAAAAAAACUGUAAAAUAUUUUGAUGAAGCACUGCAGGAAGGCAAUGAUGUUUUUGCUCUGCUUGGUAAAGCACAGUAUUUUGAAGUCCGUCAGAAUUUUUCAGGAGCUCUGGAAACUGUGAACCAGAUAAUUGCAAACUUUCCAAACUUCAUUCCUGCUUUCAUAAAGAAAAUGAAGCUACAACUAGCCUUGCAGGACUGGGAGCAGACAGUUGAAACAGCACAUAGACUAUUGCAGAAAGAUGCCCUCAAUUUAGAAGCCAUAAGAAUGGAGGCCCUGCAUUAUCUGUGCAGGGAAGGAAAUAUAUCUGAGGCUUCAGCAAGACUGAGAGACCUAAUUAAAGCCCUGGACAGAUUAGAACCACAUAAUUCGGAGCUCUUCUGUAAAAUGGCUUUAGCUUUCAGUAGAACAUGUGGCCGGGACCAGCUCAUCCUUCAACAUACACAAACCUUAGUUGAAAGAGCAUUUGAUCUGGCACCUGACAAUGCAGAAUUUGCUACUGAGCUUGGCUACCAAAUGAUUUUACAAGGAAAAGUGAAAGAAGCUUUAAAAUGGUACAAGACUGCUAUGAGACUUGAUGAAACAAGCGUUCCUGCGCUAACUGGAAUUAUCCGUUGUCAGCUAAUACAAGGACAGUUAGAAGAUGUAGAGCAGCAGCUGGAGUUUCUUAAUGAAAUUCAACAGUCCAUUGGGAAAUCUGGGGAAUUAUCUUUCUUGUGUGCAGUCCUAGCAAUGAAAAAGCAGAAGAGACAAGAAGAAGUUAUUGCCUUACUGAAUGAUGUUCUGGACACUCACUUUUCAUCUCUGUGUGGUUUUCCUCUUGGUGUGGAAUAUUUGGAAAAACUAAACCCUGAUUUCUUGCUAGAAAUCAUUAAGGAGUAUCUUAAUUUUUGCCCAGCACAGCCUGCAAGUCCUGGGCAGUCUCCUUCGCCGCUUCUCAAACACUGUGCUUCUGUUCUUGAAACUGUGGUAAAAACUGUGCCUGGUCUUCACCAAGCUGUCUUUUUAAUUGCAAAAGUAAAAUACUUGUCAGGGGAUAUUGAAGCAGCCCAUAGUAAUCUACGUUACUGUCUUGAAAGGAAUCCUUCCUAUGCAGAUGCACACUUACUGAUGGCCCAGGUGUACUUGGCUCAAAACAACACUAAGCUAUGUUCUCAAUCCUUGGAACUUUGUCUGAGCUACAGCUUCGAGGUGAGAGAACAUCCUGUUUAUCACUUAAUUAAGGCCCAAACCCAGAAGAAGAUGGGAGAAUUAUCAGAGGCUAUUAAGACUUUACAGAUGGCAAAGAAUUUGCCUGGAAUGAGAAAAUCUGCAGCUUCCUCAAAAACUAAAGGGAAAAGAAUUGAAAUUGACACAAGUGAUCGUGUGUCCGUCUUCCUGGAGUUAGUAGAAGUUCAUCGUUUAAAUGGAGAACCGCAUGAAGCAGUUAUAGUACUGCAAGAAGCCAUUAAUGAAUUUUCUGGAACUUCUGAGGAACUAAGAGUUGUGAUUGCAAAUGCAGAUCUGGCAAUUGCUCAAGGAGAUGUUGAACAAGCCUUGACUAUGCUCCGAAAUAUUACACCUGAACAGCCUUACUUUGUACAAGCUAAAGAAAAAAUGGCAGAUAUUUAUCUUCAGCAUAGGAAAGAUAAGAGGUUAUAUGCUGGUUGCUACAGAGACCUAGUAGAAAAAUUGCCAAGUGCUUAUACUUUCCUUCUUCUUGGUGAUGCGUACAUGAAUAUUCAAGAGCCUGAUGAAGCCAUAGAAGUCUACGAGCAGGCCUUGAAGAAAAAUCCAAAAGAUCCAGCUUUAGCAAGUAAAAUUGGAAAAGCACUAAUCAAAACACAUAGCUAUUCUAAGGCAAUCAGUUACUAUGAGGCUGCAUUGAGAAAUGGUCAACAGAAAUUCCUUCGCUAUGAUUUGGCUGAGCUUUUAAUGAAACUGAAGCAGUAUGAAAAGGCAGAAAGAGUACUUCAGCAAGCUUUAGAUCGUGAGCCUGGUCAUGAAUCAUCUUCUCUGGAGGAAGAUGUACGUUACCAGGUGCUUCUGGCAAAGAUUUACAGCAAAAUGGAGAAGAUUGAUGAAGCCAUUGUUUCAUUACAACAGGCUCGGGAAUUACAAGCCAGAGUGCUUAAACGGGCUCAGAUAGAGCAGCUGGAUGCAGUUUCUACACAGAAACAGUUAGCGGCUGAAAUUUGUGCUGAGAUUGCAAAACAUUUCACAGCCCAGCGAAACUAUGAAAAAGCAAUUAAAUUUUACAAAGAAGCUCUUGUUCACUGUGGAACCGAUAACAAGGCGAUGUUGGAACUUGCACGCUUAUAUCUUGCACAAGAUGAUACUGAUGCUUGUGAACAUCAUUGUUCCUUAUUACUGAGGAACGACCAAGAUAAUGAAGCGGCAACAAUGAUGAUGGCUGAUCUCAUGUUCAGGAAGCAAGAUUAUGAACAAGCUGUCUUUCAUUUCCAGCAGCUCCUAGAACGCAAGCCAGAUAAUUAUGCAACUCUCUCACGAUUAAUUGAUCUCUUAAGAAGAGCUGGGAAACUAGAAGAAGUCCCAAGAUUUCUGUUAAUGGCUGAAAAACAUUCUUCCAGAGCCAACCUUGAACCAGGAUUUCACUACUGCAAAGGGCUAUAUCUUUGGUACACAGGUGAACCAAAUGGUGCACUCCAGCAUUUUAAUAAAGCUCGAAAGGACAGUGACUGGGGACAGAAUGCAGUCUACAACAUGAUUGAAAUUUGUUUGAACCCAGAUAAUGAAACUGUGGGUGGUGAAGUCUUUGAAAGUUUGGAUGCUGACAUAGGUAAUUCAACAGAGAAGCAGGAGUCUGUGCAGUUGGCUGUAAGAACAGCAGAAAAUCUUCUGAAGGAACUCAAGCCUCAGACCGUUCAGGGUCGCAUUCAGCUGCGAAUCAUGGAAAAUUACUGUCUCAUGGCAACCAAAGAGAAAUCAAAUGUUGAGCGAGCACUGAACACUUUCACUGAAAUAGUAGUGGCUGAGAAGGAUCAUAUACCAGCACUUUUGGGAAUGGCCACAGCCUACAUGAUCUUGAAACAGACUCCACGAGCCAGAAAUCAGUUAAAACGAAUUUCAAAAAUGAGCUGGAAUCCCAUUGAUGCAGAGGAGUUUGAAAAGAGUUGGCUUCUGCUUGCAGAUAUAUAUAUUCAAUCAGCAAAAUACAAUAUAGCAGGUGAAUUACUGAAGCUAUGCCUUCGUCAUAACAGGUCAUGCUGCAAGGCUUAUGAAUACAUGGGAUACAUAAUGGAGAAGGAACGAGCAUAUAAGGAUGCAGCAAUGAAUUAUGAGAUGGCCUGGAAAUAUGGAAAUCAAAUGAAUCCAACAAUAGGAUACAAGCUGGCUUUCAAUUACCUGAAAGGAAAGAGAUAUGUUGAUGCAAUUGAUAUUUGUCAUAAGGUCCUUGGAGUACAUCCAAACUAUCCAAAGAUCAGAAAGGAAAUUCUUGACAAGGCCUGCGCAUCACUAAGAACAUGAGUUAUUUCUUUUUUUUUUAUGAUUUAUGGAUUUGUUUAAUCUGACUUCAGGAACUAUGAAUAAAAUACUGCAGUGACAGAGACUGUAUCUGCACAAAAGCAUUGUGAAUAUGAUUAACUUAAUUACAGUAGAGAUCUGGGUGAUUUCCAGGAAAAAUCUGUAGCCCUGACAGAA